Pararge aegeria (speckled wood butterfly) is the source of this 2588-nucleotide messenger RNA. RefSeq names its product peroxisomal membrane protein 11C-like. The record is from RefSeq and is a predicted model, not a curated record. Bases 216 to 893 code for a protein of 225 amino acids. Lineage: Eukaryota; Metazoa; Arthropoda; Insecta; Lepidoptera; Nymphalidae. Gene Ontology annotation, biological process: peroxisome fission. Gene Ontology annotation, cellular component: peroxisomal membrane. The transcript is spliced from 4 exons.
CUCAGCUGUUGCGUUAAUCACUGUGGCUUUCGGCGUUUGCUAACCUUUCGAAAUCAUAUCACUAUCAAGGCCCUCAAGUUUUGCGAAGAGAAUGGAGAAAUGCAGUAGUUUCCAAACAAAAAUCUGCACAAUCAGACGUGUUUGUGCUGCUGACAAUUCAACCAGCAAAGAUAACUUAUCAGUAGAUUAAAAAGAUACAAAGUUUUGAUUGCACAAUGUCGUCAGUUGUGGAGGAUGUUUGUGAAUUAUUGGAUAGUUAUAACGGGCGCGACAAGGUAGUCCGCCUAGCUUGUUACACCUGCAAGUUGUAUGGGUGCUUGCGUGGCGAGCAGGCGUGGCAGACGGCGGGGUCGCGGCUAUCCGGCGCGCGGCUCAUGCUGCGCCUGUUCGACGACAUACCCAUGAUCCGACACACAUACAACUAUGGCUUAGGAAAACAUGAGUCUACAAAAAUAGCGGCAGUGCUUGGCGUGCUGGCCAACAUCGUGGACCAAACGUUCCUGCCCGUGGAGAAGGCGUGCUGGCUGCACGAGGUGGGCGUGCUGCGCCUGUCCGCUCCGGCCGCCAGCCGCCUGGAGGUGCUCAGCACGGUGCUGUGGGCCGCCAGCCUGUACAUCUCUCUCAUACAGACGGCGCGCGCCAUGCGCCACACGUGGUGGCGCCGCGACUGCCUGCGCGCGGGCGCGGCGCGGCGCCAGCUGGACGCGCGGCUGUGGCUGCAGGGCGGCGCGGCGGCCAAGCUGGCGCUGGACCUGGUGCACGCCGGGAGCUGCCUGCCGCGCGGCUGGCUGUGGGGCGCGCGCCUGGCGCCCGCGCACGUGGCGGCCGCGGCCUCGCUGUCCUCGCUGGCGGGCAUCGCGCUCUACUUCGCCCGCAAGCGCCUGAUCAAGUGACGCCGCUCGUUUCUAUUCCAGAACCGCACAAGUACAAAUGAGGCAUCGGGGGCCAUCUGGGACUCGGCUCUCCUCUAUCCUAGGUAUAGAGAGAAUUCGAUUUUCUAUCUCCCUCUCUCGCAUUCGAGAUAAGGAAAUAGAACAUGGAGCUCUCGAAACGCAAGUCUGCGGGUGUAAGAUUAUUUAUUUACGUACCGCGCUACUUAAAAGAGUUACUUUUGGGAAAUUCAACUGUGUACCAUUUUUUUUGUUGAAGCUAAUGCGUGAAUUCUUACACGGCACGAUGGUUUGCCUGCAGCAUGCGGUAACAGUAUUUGCCGCAGUUUAUUUAAUAGUGCCGUAAACAAAACUUGCAGCGGCGUAAACGAACGUCACUUCAGACAACGACGAAAUGCCCAAGCAAUUUACUGGCUCCGUUGCAAAUAGGAUCAUAUUGCUAUAGCUUAAAGUAGGAUUUUUUUUUAUGAAUAUCGAUACAGCCAACUGUGUCGAGAUUCGUCUUGUUUUCAAUAGAACCAGUAAAUUGGGUAUUAUCGGUCUAAACUAAACCCUAAUAUUUAAAUAAGACAAAACGUCAAGAUUCGUAAUGUCUUGACAAUUUUUUUUUGUACACCAUGCAGUAGUGCUUAGUGCAUAUAAAUAAACUUUCGCUACAUAGCGAUCCCUAGCAGGCUUUACAAGUGGUGAAUCCCAAUGGCGUUUGGUACACUAAAGUAACCUUGGCUUUUCGUUUAUUUAAAUAUUGACUAGGGGCUCUGCAGGGUAUUCAAAUAUGAACAUAAUAUGAAGUGAUAAAAUAAAAUGUUAAUAUUAUGUAAAUAUGACCUUUCAAUGUAUCAUGUAUAUAUUCAUUUGGUUAUUUCUUAUUUCAAAUAUGAAUAGAUAUGAUUUCUUUGUACAGAUUAGAACGUAAUAUAACUAAGAAGUUAAUCAUUACUCACUAUAAUAUUAUAAAAUUUACUAUAAUGGUAUAAGAUUUCACCAUUCAAAUGUACGAUUACAGCAUAGACCCGGCGAGCGCUUUCACAGGGAAUGUUUUUUUAAAUAAAACUUGCAAUACAUAGCAAAACCGGAAAUAAAAGCAGAUUUUUUUGUAAUUGUAAAUAUUUCCGAACAUCAUUGGACAGUUUUUCGAAAUUAGUCAUCAUGCAUAUUGCAACUUUUUGUAUUACCUAUCACUAGAUGACCCGGUGAACUUUGUAUCAAGUUAACAACGCCAUCUAUUGGAGGUACUCCGAAGUAGCAAUUCUACUGCUCGUUUGGCUCGAACGGUGCAGUUGUAGUGUGGACAAUUCAAUUUUCUAUUGAGAUACUUAAAGAUACAAAAAUAAAGAUUUCCUUGAAUUUGGCCAUCAAAUGCUGGUGUGAAAUUUAAAUAAUAAUGGAGUUUUAAUAGAUUUAAAGCAUGAUCGAUGUUAUCAACCCAACGCGUAAUAUAGGCGAUCUCUCUCUAAUCUCCGCUAUAUUCUUAUUUUUGUAAUUUAAAAAAAUCUAAAUGAUCAGAAUUCGUCUUUUUUGAAGUUUUCUAAAUUCUUCAUCGCCUUUUUAUAAAUAUCCAAUUUAAAUGUCUCUAGUUUUUUCCCCCGUUUCUGUAUGACGUAUUAUGUGAAUGUCUAAAAUAGUAUAGGUUUUAUAAAUUGUUAUUUAAUUUACAUUAAUGUUGUAAGUCUACUUUAUAAUAAAAGGAUGAUAAUA